ACCACCUCAUUGUUGCACAGUACACAAAAUUUUGGUCUAUAAUUAUAUGCAACCUCCCUCUCUUCACAAUCAUCACAUCCCUUACUCGCAGGCGAACACAAACACUCUCUCUUUGCCUCUUGGCGCAAUUCGAUCGAAGCUAUCUACCCUUCCAUGGCGGCAGGACUCUCCACCGCCGCAAUCUUAAAGCCCUACAAUCUCGUCCAACCCCCAAUCCCUCUUUCUAAACCAACCACAUCACUCUUCUUCAACCCCUUAAGAUGUUUCCAUCACAGUACAAUCCUUCGAGUUCGACCCAGAAGAAGAAUGAGCGGCUUCACCGUUUGCGUCCUCACGGAGGAUUCCAAAGAGAUCAAAACGGUCGAACAAGAACAAGAACAAGUGAUUCCUCAAGCCGUGUCAGCAGGUGUGGCAGAGAAGUUGGCGAGAAAGAAGUCCCAGAGGUUCACUUAUCUCGUUGCGGCUGUCAUGUCUAGCUUUGGCAUCACCUCUAUGGCAGUCUUUGCCGUUUAUUAUAGAUUCUCCUGGCAAAUGGAGGGUGGAGAUGUUCCUUGGUCUGAAAUGCUAGGCACAUUUUCCCUCUCCGUCGGUGCUGCUGUGGCUAUGGAAUUUUGGGCAAGAUGGGCUCAUAGAGCUCUUUGGCAUGCUUCCUUGUGGCACAUGCACGAGUCACACCAUCGACCAAGAGAGGGACCGUUCGAGCUCAACGACGUUUUCGCGAUAAUUAACGCUGUCCCUGCGAUCGCUCUUCUCUCAUACGGUAUUUUCCACAAGGGUCUGGUCCCUGGGCUCUGUUUUGGUGCAGGCCUUGGAAUCACGGUAUUUGGGAUGGCCUACAUGUUUGUCCACGAUGGAUUAGUUCAUAAGAGAUUCCCUGUGGGUCCCAUUGCCAACGUGCCCUACUUCAGAAGAGUUGCUGCUGCUCACCAACUCCACCAUUCGGAUAAAUUCAACGGGGCGCCAUAUGGCCUCUUUUUGGGACCAAAGGAAGUUGAAGAAGUGGGAGGGCUAGAAGAGCUAGAGAAAGAGAUAAGUAGGAGAAUCAGGUCCGGUUCAUGACCAUGCCAAGCUAGAGUUGUUUGAAAGAAUUGACUGUAGAAGAAAGGGAAACAAUACAAUUAAUGAAUGAAAUGAUUUGCAUCUUUUUUUGCUUUCA
Molecule: messenger RNA, 1156 nt
Organism: Glycine soja
Lineage: Eukaryota; Viridiplantae; Streptophyta; Magnoliopsida; Fabales; Fabaceae
Product: beta-carotene hydroxylase 2, chloroplastic-like
Exons: 7
Coding region: 154-1059 (301 amino acids)
Biological process (GO): xanthophyll biosynthetic process; carotene metabolic process
Cellular component (GO): chloroplast
Molecular function (GO): iron ion binding; beta-carotene 3-hydroxylase activity
Source: RefSeq, a predicted model, not a curated record